CUCUCCCAUUGCCAUAUGCCGCAGGAGAGUCAGAUCACUUCGUUGGCUGCCGCAGCCGGGGAGACUCACGAGGACCCAGUCUGCAAUGAUGAGAUCAACCGAUUGGCGACCUUCAUCCUCGCACUAUCCGUUGCAUCUCGAUAGAGCAGCAGCAUCGACACCGAGCUCGGGUACACCGACGGACGCGCCCACACGUGCACACGGUGCCUGCACAGAGCUUUGCACAGUGGCGCAUUUGGUUUUGUCGUCUGUCUAAUGUCUGUCUGUCUGUCGGGUUGUCAUGGUGCCCCUCCCCUGCAGGAGGGCACGAGAAUCGGCCGGCCACCUCUCCACCGCCCCCGUCAUUCAGGAAGCUGUCGGAGCACCAGAGCGGCGCCAGGGGCGUCUAUUACCACAAGGGCAGCAAGGCAUGGGCGGCCAACUGGUACGAGGACGGCAGACAGAGAGAGAAGAAGUUUUCUGCGAGGAAGUUGGGCUAUGAGGGCGCCAAGCAGGCCGCCAUCUCCCACAGACGGAAGAUGGAGAAACAACAGUAUGACUAUCGGCCGGCCGCCUCCUCCCCGCCCCCGUCAUUCGAGCUGGAUGACGACAGUCGUCCACCGAUCCGCCCCACCAAGCGGCGACGCAACGGCACGAUGGAUCACAGCAGCACUGCCGAUGACACCCAACCAACAGACAGCAAUGGGCGGCCGGCCGGCGAGUCGGCCAGUGACAUCAACCGGCUUGACACGACGUGUGAUACGGCCGCGCUGGCCAUUUUGCUGGAGGGUGUGCGUGCGAGCGAUCCUGAGAGUGGCGGUCGGUAUGAGAUCGUCACAGUGAUGGUGGCCGGCCACCAGACGAGGGCCAUUCGGUGGAUGCCAACAGGUGCGUCUCACUCGUCCGUUCACUGA
This is a messenger RNA of Vitrella brassicaformis, 893 nucleotides long. Lineage: Eukaryota; Vitrellaceae. The record is from the annotation of a GenBank genome assembly.